This is a messenger RNA of Aspergillus tanneri, 702 nucleotides long. Its product is annotated as aspartate/glutamate racemase family protein. The record is from RefSeq and is a predicted model, not a curated record. Gene Ontology annotation, molecular function: amino-acid racemase activity. The transcript has a single exon. NCBI's taxonomy places the organism in Eukaryota, Fungi, Ascomycota, Eurotiomycetes, Eurotiales, Aspergillaceae. The coding region runs from base 1 to 702 and encodes 233 amino acids.
AUGAAAACAAUCGGCAUCAUUGGCGGCAUUGGGUGGCCGAGCACCAUCGCUUACUAUCAAGCCAUCAAUAAACUGACUGCCAAGCGUUUGGGUGGCAGUGGCACGCACUGCGCUAAACUCGUUCUUAUCCAAACCGACUUCCAUGAGUUAGAAGAGUUGGUUCAAGAAAGCCGAUGGGAUAAGAUCGGAGAAAUCUUCAUUGGUUUAGCAGAGAGGCUUCAAUUAGCGGGAGCUGAACUAUUCCUCUUAGCGUGCAAUACCUUCCACAUGGUAGCACCUCAGAUACAAAGCCAUAUUAGCCUGCCCAUGGUUCACAUAGUGGAUACAACGGCGCGAAAGGUUACUGAAGGCGGAUAUAGGAUUGUGGGACUGAUUGGCAGUCGGUACACGAUGAAUGGAGACUAUUUUAUUGGGCGACUGACUUCAGAGUACGGCCUGACAGUCGUGGUUCCAGAUGAGGGCCAGCAGAACGAGAUUUCCGGGGCACUUCACGGUCAGUUAGUGCGGGGAAUUUUCCUCCCAGAGACAAGAUCCCUUUUUAGGGAUGCAAUAGCCUGCCUUGUUGGCCGCGGUGCAGAAGUGAUUAUCCUUGGAUGUACUGAAUUUGGCCUUAUUGUACAGCCCGGAGAUAGCCCAGUCCCUAUUGUUGACACCACUAUUGCACAUGCUGAAGCUUCAGUCGAGAUGGCUAUGGCGGACUAA